Messenger RNA from Pseudozyma hubeiensis SY62, 6465 nucleotides. RefSeq lists its product as hypothetical. Gene Ontology annotation, biological process: termination of RNA polymerase II transcription. Gene Ontology annotation, molecular function: helicase activity; transcription termination site sequence-specific DNA binding. The record is from RefSeq and is a predicted model, not a curated record. The transcript has a single exon. Bases 1 to 6465 code for a protein of 2154 amino acids. NCBI's taxonomy places the organism in Eukaryota, Fungi, Basidiomycota, Ustilaginomycetes, Ustilaginales, Ustilaginaceae. Gene Ontology annotation, cellular component: nuclear body.
AUGCUCCGCGUCUUCAGCUUUCGGAACAAGGACAACAUUGAUCGAUGGAAGGCCCGCGUCACCUCUGCCAUCUACUCAAACUGCCUCGAAUGCUACAAGGGCUUCCUCAGGGCAAAGGACCAUCUUCGCGCCGUCUACCUCUCCUCCUUUCCCACAGACAAGCUCGAUGCCUUCUUUGCCUACCUCGACUCGGUCGAAGAGCAGCUCGCUCUUGACGUCGUCGAAAAGGCCAGAACCGCCUCCGAUGGUGUCCCCCUAGCCAAGCUCGCGCGCGCCGAAGUUUACGCUGUUCUCACCCUGGUUGCCUCGCCCACAGCGACCAAGCUCAACGAUGUCGUCAAGUCCGUAUGGAAGAGCGAUCAGCUCAGCAAUCUUCAGGAAUUGCCCGCUGGUCUGCUCACCCUCUGCAUCGACGAGAGCGCUCUGAUUCGGUCCUUCGCUGCUAGGCCUAUGCUCUUCCUCAAACCGCUUGCUCCAGACAUGGCUUCGCUAGGCAUCUUUGCUCAGGCUCUGCGCCGCGUUCAAAAGCGUUUCUCGGAAGAUGGAGCCGAGGCAGACUGGUCGCUCCUCUCCAUCUUGCUCAACGCCGCUCCUCCUCUCGCCGCCCCGCUCACCCCCGCAAUCCUCAGCCAUGUCCAUGACCGGCACGACCGUUUUGGCGACGUCCUUAAGGCCUAUGCCACGCUUCUCAAGCUGCGAGGUCCUGCCAUGUGGAGUGGCGACGACACAGCCUCUGUGUCUGCUGCCGAUAAGGACGACGAGUAUGCUACCGUCAUUCUUUCCGGCAUCCUCGACAAUCCGUUCUUCAUCCGACCGCUCUUUGAAUCGCCACAGUCCGUCGCCAAUCCGCGCGAAAGGGCUCUCUUCUUCGGCUGGAUGCGACCCCACCUCGACACCCUCCAGUCGCACGGCGGUAAGCUCUUCAGCGAAGCAAUCAAACGCAUCGCCAACUUCCUCUUCGAACGCAUGCAGCAAGGCCAUGUCCCUGCCGAGUGCCGCGCUGUCGCGUUCACCGAGGCCAUUGAUCUCGUCCUGAACCACUCGGACGAGGCCAAUAGUAGGCAGGUCGUCGACCUCUAUGCCUCUCCCAUCUCCCGCAUCGCCCUCGCCGACGACAACAAGUCAGACCAAUCCACGCGUAGUGCUGCUCGCGACCUCAUCGCCCAGGCCUUCGCCAGAGACGCCCAGACGCUCAUGCGCGCUCUCUUCAAACUUUCGACCAUAUCCAGCAGCAACAACGCCAAGUGGAAGGAGCGGGCGCGAGCCCUGCGCGACAAAAAGUCGGUUGCGUCGGCCGAAGCUUGCUACCAAGAGUUUGCGCGCCAAGACUACCCCAUCGUCGAGAUCUGCACAAUGCUUUGGAAGGAGGUCUAUAAUGUGACGCUCACAGGCACCUCCCGUCAUGGUGUCAGCAUCCUUCUUGGCGCUGUCGCCCGCAUCGCCGUCUGUAUGCCACCCUCCCUGCAGACCCACACUCUCAAGCCACCGUCCACUGGGACCAAUGCUGCCUAUGAGGCCUACGUCACGCGAGUCAGGCAGUCGACAGCAUCCAUCCUGACUGCUUUCCGAGCAAUGCGACGCCCUGACUUUGGCGAGCGCCUAGCCGAUUUCGGCGAGCUCGCUCGUGAAGACGAGGUUCAGCAGCUUUGCACUGGAGAUGCCUACAGCCUCCUGCUUGUCAACCUUUGCCCCGAUCCGGACGUCUAUCGUCCAGCACAGAACCUGCUCCGUCAAGCUUUCAGCACCGUCGAGAGUCGUGCAGACUGCUUCCGCAUCUUGUUUCAAAUCAACCACGCUUCGUCGCUUCGUGCGCUCGCCGACUACUUGGAGCAAUUCAUCAGGGUUACUGGCCGAUUCGUCGAGGCCAAUGAGCUCGCCAAAUGGAUGGUCCGAAGCUUCGCCGACAUUGUCAACGUGCUCGCUGGCAGCACCGAUGGCCUCUUGCGACCUGGCACCUCAUGGACGCUCAUCGAGGACCGCUCAACGCUGCAGGCUGUAGCUCUCAAAGCGCCCAUCAUCUGGCGCCUCAUGUGCGAGAGCGUAGCUUCUAUCUUCAGGCGCACUCCCUCAUGGUCCACCUUGCUGGCCCGCGAAGAGAUGGUCGCUUGGUUCCGAGACGUGACCAUCUUUGCUUCCGAGAUGGUCGAUGCCCUCGCCGUCUUCCGCAACGUCGUACGCCAAGCUACCGAGGCUCCCGCUCGAUGGUCGGGCAAGACCUCCGGCGAUGCCGACAUGGAUGGCUUGGAAUCAGCCGAGGACGAGAUGAUGGUGCAUGCACUGGCUCUGCCCGUCGAGUGUGCCACCAGUUGGCUGCGCAUGAACGAUGAAGACAUCCUCCGCGAGACUCACUCCUUCAUCCUCAAAGCGCUCGACCAAUUCGGCGUCGAGCACGAUCUGCCGGCCAAAUCCAAGAAGAAGAUGCUUGACUUCAUCAACGAGCAGAUGGAGAUCAAGGAUGCGGCUUCGCGACACACGCUGCUUUCGCUCGACGAGCUUGCAGAUCUCAAGGUACGUCUCGAUCCCAACGCUGGCAUCAUCGAGAUCAGCGAUGAAGAUGACGACACCGCAAGUGCUGCUUCGGACACCAAGGUGACCCAGUCUACAUCCGCAACGCACGUAUCUGCUCCACCGGGUACAUCUCCGGCUGCCAAGGCGUCCUCUUCGACGUCCGCCGGAUCCGCUCGAUCUAAGCCAGAAUCAGACAACUCGCAUUGGUGGGCCGGUGUCGGUAAUUUUUCAAAGCUUACCAGCAGUCAGGAGCGACGCAAGAAUAAGUUGAAACAGUCGAAACUCAGCUUCGCCAAAGUGGAUCCCAGCGACAUCAUCGACGUUGACAAGGACGAUUCCUCGACCCCGACAUCCAAGAAGCCCAUCACGCAUGAUUUCACGCGACCGAAAGCCGCACCAGCCUCUGCCCCUUCCGCGCCCAUCAACGCCUAUCGAGGGGCUGCUGCGCGAGGCGUCUACUCUUCGGCCAGCGCUUCGUCGGCGACAUCCCGUGGCAGCGUUCCCAAGUCAAGCACAAGCACAGGCAAGAUGGCCCAGCUACGUCAGGAGCUGGGUGGCGCAAGCCGCUCAUGGAAGCAGCAUCAGCAGAAUAGUCACGCACGGUCCGGUGACGCGCGUUGGGGUCGCAAUCACGAAGACGAUGUCACGGUCAAAGCACCUGCUGCCGUGAGCAGCGUCACCGGCGCCCUCAUCAACAAGAUGCCUGCACCGACCACCGAAGCGGCAAAGGCAGCAGCGGCUCGAAAAGCAGCCGGAGCUGAAAGCGAUUCCACCGCCUCGUCCUCUUCUUCCUCCGAGUCGAGUGACGAGGAGAGUGAGGCCAAAGGGCUGGCUGCGCUUCGUGCCAAAGUGGAUGGGCCACGCGUGCCAAAAGUGACCCAGCCGCAACGACGACAGAUCGUGGUCAAGGAGGAUUAUCACAUGGAGCGUGCUCGUCGCGAGCGUGCGGAUGCUGAGCGCAAGCGCAUCCUGCGCAGCCCUCCCGACUUUUCUGCUUUGCAUCGAAGCAUCCUGACCUGGGACUAUUCCCACGACGCCAACCGUCCUCCCGCUCUUGCCGGCAAAGAUCCUGAGUAUCGACGCAUCCAGCCUCACUUUGGCAAUGCGAACGACUACGGUUCUGUGUUUGGCCCGCUCCUAUUGCUCGAAUGCUGGGCGCAGUUCCGCCAAGCCAAAGAGGAAGCCGAGACAUCCAAGGCGCCCACCGUCCCGCUCGAGGUGGCCGGAAGGUCAACCGUGGACGCCUUCGUCGAUGUCAACGUCACGAUCCCGCCGGACAUGCUUCCGCCUACCGAGUUUUUCAACGACACCGAGAUCGUGCGUCUCAAGGAAAGAGUACCCGCCAUCUCUGAUAAGCAGCCCAGGAUCAUCUUGGCCAAAGUCGAAGCUUUCAAGCGUCACCCACAAGGCCAUCAACUGACGCUGCGGUGCUGCCUGUCUCAGGACCGUCAAGGAGUCAGCACCGCGCUGGUGAACCGGUCCAAAUGGGAACUCAAGAAACUCUUUUCGCUGACGACCCUUCACCGAGAAUUUGCAGCGCUAAUGGCAGCGCCGUAUUUCGAUCUGUUCGCCGACAUUAUCCGCGCGCGUGUCGCUUCGAAGGUGACGCUCUCUGGCGAUGAGGUCAAGAAGGCCAUGCAAGGCUACCAAGUCAAUGAGCCGCAAGCUCGCGCUAUCCUGGGAUCUUUGGCAACCGAGGGCUUCUCGCUCAUCCAAGGUCCUCCAGGUACCGGUAAGACCAAGACCAUCUGCGCCCUGAUUGGGGCGUUUGUGUCGAGUCGCAAAGGUCCUUCGACAUCUGUACAAGCCGGACAGAACCAAGGCAAAGUCGGGGCGACCAAGAAGAUCUUGCUCUGCGCCCCGAGUAAUGCUGCCAUCGAUGAGGUUGCCAAGCGAGCGAGGGCUGGGAUACGUCUUGCCGAUGGCAGAACUAUCCAUCCCAAGGUCGUGCGUGUCGGCAGAGACGAGACCAUGAACGUGAGCGUCAAGGACAUCUCGCUCGAGUUUCUCAUCGAUCAGCGGCUAGAAGGGGGCACUGCUUUCGACACCAACCGCAACGGAGGCAACACUGCCGACCCCAGUGCGUUGCAUGCCGAGAUCCACAACCUCAAGAUGCAACGAGAGCAGAAGCAGACAGAGCUCUCGCAAGCGCGAGCUGGUGGUGGCCAAGCUCUUGUCGCGCAGCUGGAGGCCGAGAUCCGAAACUUGUCGGCCAAGAGGCUCGGCGUCAUGUCCAGGCUGGACGAGGCCAAGGACAAGCAGCAGAGUCAGCAUCGGCAGCGAGAAGCAGACCGUCGACGGGCUAGGAUGGAGAUUCUAAAUGAUGCCGACGUCAUUUGUACCACGCUCUCAGGAGCUGGCCACGAGAUGCUGAGCGGCGUCACUUUCGACUUUGAAACAGUCGUCAUAGACGAAGCCGCUCAGGCCGUCGAGCUCAGCACACUCAUCCCGCUGCGAUACGGCUGCAAACAAUGCAUCAUGGUCGGAGAUCCCAACCAGCUCCCACCGACCGUCAUCUCGCAAGAAGCAGACAAACUUGGCUAUUCGCAAUCGCUUUUCGUCCGGAUGUUCGAACGCUCGCCGCAAGCCGUGCAUCUGCUCAGCAUCCAGUAUCGAAUGCAUCCAGAGAUUUCAGUUUUCCCGUCCAAGGCCUUUUACGACUCGAAGCUGCAGGACGGACCUGGUAUGGCGGAGCUGACGCGCCAGCCGUGGCACAAAUACGAGCUCACGCGUCCGUUCAAAUUCCUUUCCAUCAAGGCACAGGAGUCGCCCGGCCGGAUGCAUUCAAUCAUCAACAGGGAGGAGGCUAAUGUGGCGCUUGCGCUCUACGAGCGCCUGCGCAUUGACAACCCGAACGAGAACUUCGACUACCGUAUCGGUGUGGUGACCAUGUACAAAGCCCAGGUGUUUGAGCUGAAGCGGACCUUUCAGCAGCGCUAUGGUCUCGACAUCGUCGAAAGGAUCGACUUCAAUACCGUCGAUGGCUUCCAGGGCCAGGAGAAGGACAUCAUCAUCCUCAGCUGUGUCCGAUCCGCCUCGGAGCCGCGCAGCAUCGGUUUCCUGAGUGACCGACGACGUCUCAAUGUCGCUGUGACGCGUGCCAAGAGCAACCUAUUCGUUAUUGGCAACGCCGAGCAUCUCCGUCGGGGCGAUCCCAUCUGGGACAGGUUGGUCACCACGGCCGAGCAACAGGGAGCGGUCCAGUCCGUCACCGUUGCGCUGCUGCAGAAAGGCGAUCGUACCUUGGCCAAAACCCACGCUGGCAUCGAGCAAAAGCGGAGCUCCGUCGCCGUGGCCGGGGCUGGGCAUGCCUCUCAGCCGAAGCCUGCGCACCCUCCCGGACCACCUCCUACCAGGCCACCUCCGAUGACAUCGCCGGCGCCGACGACGUACGCGUCUCCUCCUGUCGGCCCGGUGACCCCAUCUGCACGUAGACCCAUGCAGAAUCCUAACGGUGAAAUGACUGGCAGAGCUGCAGGCGAAGACAAGAAGCGCAAGGCUAUCGUCGUGGACGAUCCCAAGAUGAUGCCGAAGAAGCCUCGCGUAUCUGACGAGAAUCUCGGCCCCGGCAAAGCGCGGACCGCAGCGCCGUUGCCUCCCAAACCGGGUAGUGGCGGCAGUCUCGCCAAUCAUCGAGCGAACGCAAGUCCCAAGACCAACGGAAGUGCGCCUAUGCGAGCGCCUCGAUCCGCUGGGACAGCGAGCGAGCUUCCAGCAGGCAAACCUCGCGUCCCUCAUCAUCAGAGUCCGCAAGGCGUGCCGCCGGGCAUUCAGAGAAAGCCAGUAACUCCAACAGGCGUCAGUCCUCGAGAAAGUGUGCCAAUCGGCGUGCCAAACCGGGACCGAACAGGCAACGGCAGCCCGAGAGGACUAGCGGCUCUGCCUCGUCGGCCUGCAAGCCCUCCCAAGCCGUCGAAUGCCGCACUCAAUGCGUUGUUCGUUAAGAAGCGCAAGUAG